AUGGCUGAAGGAGAAGUCUUGUUUCUAAGGCUAAGCCUGCAACCAGUGAAAGCUGGAGGUAUGAGGGUGUCUAAAAAGCACGAAAAUGGACUUGUUGAGAAAAAUGCUAAACCUCCAGGAAAAGACAAGACACGUGCUAUUGCCAGUUUUUCCCGAACUCGGAACAUGGGUGUCUUGGUAGCAGAAGCACUGAGCAAGGUGAGCCACAAAAUUCAUGCAGCAGCGUUACAAGUGGCUCACCAAAAGCCACGGCCUGCUUUGGAGAAGAUCAUACUGCCUAAAAGAAUGUACAUUAUUCAACAGCCACGGAAAUGUUAA
Messenger RNA from Mesitornis unicolor (brown roatelo), 318 nucleotides. It is a transcript of the gene DAPL1, whose product is annotated as death associated protein-like 1. NCBI's taxonomy places the organism in Eukaryota, Metazoa, Chordata, Aves, Mesitornithiformes, Mesitornithidae. The transcript is spliced from 4 exons. The coding region runs from base 1 to 318 and encodes 105 amino acids. Gene Ontology annotation, biological process: apoptotic signaling pathway; negative regulation of autophagy; cellular response to amino acid starvation. The record is from RefSeq and is a predicted model, not a curated record. Gene Ontology annotation, molecular function: death domain binding.